GUUUAAGAUGCAAUUGAAAUAUUUACAGGAUGAAUCAGAUAUUUUUAUUUGUAAUGCAGUGAGUGGCGCUUUGGGUGACGGUCGCCACAGCGAUUACUGGACUAGGCAAUGCAAUGCGUGGGCCCCGAUCGGAGCAUGAAAAUCAGAUCUGACUGUGCCUAAGCCGGCUGAUCUCAUAAUCAGAGAACUCAUCUCAUGCUCAAACCUCACCUCGACGCUCAUUUCAACCAAACAAUUCACAUAUAGAAACGGCAUCUAGUGACAGAGAAAAGGAGACAGAAGAGUAAAAAAGCCGAAAUCACCAGGACAAUGUCCCUCACAAACGGCUCCCCCGAGGCCGCCGCCACGGCCGCCAAAACCGCCUCCUUCACCCUCGCCUCACUCCCGGCAUCAGCCCGCAACGAGGCUCUCGAGGCCAUCCACGCGGCUCUGACGGCUUCCAAGGACGAGAUAUUGGCGGCUAAUGCGCGCGAUCUGGAGCUUGCGCGGAAGGCGGCGGCAGAUGGACAGCUGUCGCAGGCGCUUGUGUCGAGGCUGGAUCUGGGGAAGAAGGGCAAGUGGGAGGAUAUGCUGCAGGGGAUAUUGGAUGUGAGAGACUUGGAAGAUCCAGUCGGCAAGGUACAGCUGCGGACAAAGCUCGAUGACGGCCUCAUUCUCGAGCGGGUAUCAUGCCCCAUUGGCGUCCUCCUCAUCAUCUUUGAGGCACGUCCCGAGGUUAUUGCCAAUAUUGCCAGUCUGGCGAUCAAAUCCGGCAAUGCUGCUAUUCUCAAGGAUAACUUACUCAUAUAUCAUCUCGCAACAGGAGGCAAGGAAUCCACAGAAUCCUUCAUUGCCAUCUCACAAGUCAUCUCCUCCGCCCUCUCCACAACUCAGGUCCCCAACUCGGCCAUCCAGCUCGUUACAACUCGCGAUGUCAUUCUCCAGCUUCUAAGCCAGGACCGGAGCAUCGACCUGGUCAUUCCCCGUGGAUCCAACGAUCUUGUUCGCUACAUCAAGGAAAACACAAAGAUUCCCGUCCUGGGUCAUGCCGACGGUCUCUGCAGCAUCUAUCUCACUGCCACGGCAGACAAGGAGAAAUCUGCCAUCGCCAUCGUCGACUCCAAGACGAGCUACCCUGCUGCUUGCAACAGUUUGGAGACGCUGCUUGUCCAGGACAAAGCCCUCGACACCAUCUGGCCCGACGUGGCUUUUGCCCUGGCUUUGAAAGGCGUAACACUCCGCCUCGAUGAACCUAGCAAAGCUGCCCUCUCAUCGACUACGCUCCCAGAUGGCACUGUUCUGGAUGCUACUCCCGAGGACUACGACACGGAACACCUCAAUCUCACCUUGGCCGUCAAGACCGUAUCCACCGUGGAGGAAGCCAUUGCCCACAUCAACACUCACGGCUCCCACCACACAGACUCCAUCUUCACCUCGAACGAGGCCGAGGCCGAGCACUUUAUGAACCAAGUGGACUCGGCCGGCGUAUACUGGAACGCCUCAACGCGACUGGCGGACGGCAUGCGCUACGGCUUCGGAACAGAAGUCGGAAUCAGCACCAACAAGAUCCACUCGCGUGGACCGGUGGGCCUGGACGGGCUCACGAUUUACAAAUACAAGAUUCGGGGAGAUUACCAGCCAACGACUGGAUACGGCGAGGGCGAGGGACAGAGGCCAUGGAAGCACGAGAAGCUGUCUUUCUAA
This is a messenger RNA of Trichoderma harzianum CBS 226.95, 1683 nucleotides long. RefSeq lists its product as hypothetical. The transcript is spliced from 3 exons. The record is from RefSeq and is a predicted model, not a curated record. The coding region runs from base 310 to 1683 and encodes 457 amino acids. Gene Ontology annotation, molecular function: glutamate-5-semialdehyde dehydrogenase (NADP+) activity; NADP binding. Lineage: Eukaryota; Fungi; Ascomycota; Sordariomycetes; Hypocreales; Hypocreaceae.